Molecule: messenger RNA, 875 nt
Organism: Ananas comosus (pineapple)
Lineage: Eukaryota; Viridiplantae; Streptophyta; Magnoliopsida; Poales; Bromeliaceae
Product: 50S ribosomal protein L21, chloroplastic
Exons: 5
Coding region: 58-705 (215 amino acids)
Biological process (GO): translation
Cellular component (GO): ribosome
Molecular function (GO): structural constituent of ribosome; RNA binding
Source: RefSeq, a predicted model, not a curated record
UCCGUCCUCUUAUCCAUUUAUCCUGCGCCAUUCUCACAAGCUUCAAAUCCUUCGCCCAUGGCUUCGGCUCUCGGCCCCGCCGCCUCCGCUCCGUCCCGCAUCUCCGUCCCCAGCCGUGCCCAAACCCUAACCCUAGCCUCUCCCCCCUUCGUCUCUCUCCCCAAACCACGAUUGUUCUCGUGUCUCACAGACUCCUCUCCCCGCGCUUCUAUUCUCUCGCGAAAAUGGAAGCUCUUUGCUUCUUCCGAGGAGUCUACGCCGGCCCCUACGGAGGUUCAAAUGCCGGAGCCCGUUGAAGCCCAGAUCGAGGCCUCCACCGCCGGAGAGGCGGCGAAGGGCGAGGACGUGUUUGCGGUGGUUAUGAUUGGGUCGCGGCAAUACAUCGUGUUUCCUGGGCGGUAUAUUUAUACCCAGAGGUUGAAGGGCGCCAAUGUUAAUGAUAAGAUUAUAUUGAACAAAGUAUUACUCGUUGGAACUCGAACAAAGGCUUAUAUUGGCCAACCAGUUGUUACCAAUGCUGCCGUACAUGCGGUGGUUGAAGAACAGGGACUUGAUCCUAAAGUGAUAAUAUUCAAAUACAAGAAGAAGAAGAACUAUCGAAGGACAAUUGGCCAUCGACAGCCAAACACAAGGAUAAAGAUCACAGGGAUAACAGGAUAUCAAGAUUUCCCAGCUGAGACGAUGCCCGAGACAAUUCCCGCUUAGAUGAAUUGCAAAGUUUUUUCUUUUAUGAGCUGAUGCCCUUUGAAGCAAUAUCACCUACUGUUAGUUUACAAAUGUUUUUCAAGUUUUAUUCAUUUAUCAUUUGCCUUCCUGUUCUUUUGUAGACAAAAUCGACAUCCUUUAAGCAAUGAGAAUUUCCAGUUUCAUUCCUA